Messenger RNA from Diversispora eburnea, 384 nucleotides. The record is from the annotation of a GenBank genome assembly. NCBI's taxonomy places the organism in Eukaryota, Fungi, Glomeromycota, Glomeromycetes, Diversisporales, Diversisporaceae.
AUGAGUUUUGAAAUAUCUGGACCACAACUAAUUGAAGAUGUUGAAGUUGCAAGCGGAAAUGAUUUUAACCUUUUUGGAGAAGAGAUGAAUAGUCCUACAAAUAGCUUAAUCGAAGGCAUAAUUUUUCAAGACGGGGUGGUAACAUUUGACAUCUUUAGUGAAUAUCUUAACCGUGUAUAUUUUCUAUGUUAUGAGACUGAAAAUGCUGAAGUGCAUGCAAAUUACGCCAACCACUUUGCCUUAAUAACUUAUUUUCAAUUGGGUAAUUCUUUCAGUCGAUUAGAGGUGCCAUUGCAGUAUAAUAAUCGUCAUAAUUCACAAGAAGCUCUUAAUAGCGAAGUAGAAAACCAAAUUUCUCAUGAAAAUCCCAAUCUUGGUACGUAG